CCCUCCAACUAUAAAACAUAACCCAGUCGACAUACAAUUUUAUUAAACUCAUUAACGUUUAAACGGGUGAGCGUACAGACCCGAACGCACAUGAAACGAUGAAUCUGGUUUAUAAUGUCGUGUUCUUCUUAUCACUUGCCCUACAUUCCUCAGCUCAAGUUCCAUCGAAAUGUGGUGCGCCGUCGUCCUAUCCACACACGCAAUUCGAGGACAUAUACAUGAAACCGAAAAAGGGUAUAUUCAGCCAUGGAGAAAAAGUCCGCUACAGAUGCGCCGAGGGCUACACUCAGAACAGUGGCAUUCGCUCUAUCAAGUGUCAAGAUGGAAAAUGGACACAGUUAACCAUGAAGUGUGAAAAGAAGAACUGUGGAUCUGCUGGGGAGUUAUUCAAUGGAUACUUUCAUUAUAUGGGGACUUUGUUGGGGGACAAGGCAUAUGCACUAUGCAAUGAGGGGUUUACAAUGAAGGGGAUGGAAUACAGAAUAUGUAAGGACUCUGGCUGGAGUGGAGAGAUUCCCACGUGUGAAGAGGGAGGUGAACCACAAGUUGUUCAAGCAGAAGUGACCUGCCCUGCUCCUUCAGUGGCCAACAGUGUGAAGCUGAGUGAGACUGUCUCAGUGUACAGGGUCAGAGACUCAGUGACCUUGGUCUGCUCUGAGGGUUUCCUCCUGACUGGAGCCCAGCAGCUCACCUGUGGACCAGACGGCCAGUGGCAGCCCGAGCUCCCACUUUGUCUGCCCUCUGUCGGAGAGAUCACUUGCAAUGCCCCCAAGGAAAAGAGGGAGAGGUUGAUCAAUGGGUUGAAGCCAGUUUAUAGAUCUGGAGAUUCUUUGUCUUUUUCCUGCAAGGACCUUUAUUAUUUGGAUGGAUCAAACACUGUCACAUGUGGGGUUAAAGGAAAAUGGACUCCUUCUCUUCCACAGUGCACACAGAUUAAGUGCCCUAUAUUAAACAUAACAAAUGGUAGCCCAUCCAUCAAGCGUAGAAGACCUGGAUCAGAUGUAACCAUUUCCUGCUCUAAAGGAAACCUGCUAAAAGGUUCUGCCCACAUAAAAUGUUCAAGAUCUGGGGAAUGGAUGGAGGAGAUUCCACAAUGUGUGCCAGAGGGAGGUGAACCACAAGUUGUUCAAGCAGAAGUGACCUGCCCUGCUCCUUCAGUGGCCAACAGUGUGAAGCUGAGUGAGACUGUCUCAGUGUACAGGGUCAAAGACUCAGUGACCUUGGCCUGCUCCGAGGGCUUCCUCCUGACUGGAGCCCAGAAGCUCACCUGUGGACCAGACGGCCAGUGGCAGCCCGAGCUCCCACUUUGUCUGCCCUUUAAUGAUAUAAUUGAAAGCCCCAAGCCUGAUGGCAGAUGUGGAGUGCCACCGUACCUCUCCAACGCACACCUUUCUGACUGCUGUAGAGCACAGGCAGAUUUUGGUCCUGGUCACCAGGUCAGGUACAGUUGUGCCUUGGGAUACAUGAGAGUAAGAGGCACUUACUAUAGUACCUGCGUCAGUGGGAGGUGGACGCCAGUAACUCUGAGAUGUGAACGCAAAUCAUGUGGAUCAGCUGGAGAGAUGUCUUUUGGUCAUUUCGUCUAUACCGGUGCAGAGUUUGGAGAUACAGCCACAGGGGUUUGUAAUGAAGGGUAUCAGCUGGUUGGACAGAAUGUAAGAAAUUGCAUGAAUGAUGGCUGGGAUGGGCGUGUUCCUGUCUGUGAAGCUGUACAGUGUGCUAAACUUCCUGAGGUGGUAAAUGGAGAGCUAAAUGGCCAUUUGGAACCACCUUACGUUUACAGCACUGUAAUUGGCUAUCGGUGUCGCGUAGGGAAACUGAUUGGAACGAGUGAGCUCUACUGUACCAAAGAUGGGACAUGGAGUGCGCCACCUCCAGAGUGCAAAGACAUUAAAUGUCCCUAUCCCAGAGUACAAUAUGCCCAAAUGACAAGAGGGAUUAGAAUUCCACUUGAGUUUGGCGACUCUGUGACAUUUGUCUGCUUCAGGGGCAUGGUGAUGAAUGGACCAGGCACUGUCACAUGCAGCCUGGACGGGACAUGGACUCCUGCCCUUCCCAUAUGUCAAUAUCGGUAUUACUGAAGGUCUAAUACCAUUGAUCAUUAUACUGAAUGUCGCCAACUCAACCAUUUUACCAUAACUUUUACCAUAAUAAUCAAACUCAAUACAUUUUAUUAUAAUAAAUUAAUAUCCUAA
This is a messenger RNA of Salvelinus sp. IW2-2015, 2195 nucleotides long. Its product is annotated as complement receptor type 2. NCBI's taxonomy places the organism in Eukaryota, Metazoa, Chordata, Actinopteri, Salmoniformes, Salmonidae. The record is from RefSeq and is a predicted model, not a curated record. Gene Ontology annotation, biological process: negative regulation of complement activation, classical pathway.